Molecule: messenger RNA, 895 nt
Organism: Agrilus planipennis (emerald ash borer)
Lineage: Eukaryota; Metazoa; Arthropoda; Insecta; Coleoptera; Buprestidae
Gene: Ccm3
Product: programmed cell death protein 10
Exons: 5
Coding region: 150-782 (210 amino acids)
Biological process (GO): regulation of Golgi organization; positive regulation of MAP kinase activity
Cellular component (GO): FAR/SIP/STRIPAK complex; Golgi apparatus
Molecular function (GO): protein kinase binding
Source: RefSeq, a predicted model, not a curated record
UUCAUUCACAUUAUAUGAUCAUAAUUAGUUGACAUUUGUGGUACAAAGUUAUUAAUUUUGUAAUUUUUAUUUAGUUUUACUUAAAAUAGCCGAUACAGUUAACAAAACGUAUUUUGCUUGCAUUGUUUUGUUAUCAUACAGUAGGAAAUAUGACAAUGGGCGAUGAGACUCCAGUUACAUCUUUAAUUUUACCUGUUUUAAUUCGUCCUAUUUUAUCACAGUUGGAACGAAAAGACGUUUCUGCGUCCCAAACCCUUCGAUCGGCAAUUUCAAAGGCAGAAACUGCAUAUCCAGGUUUAACCUAUGAUCUUGUGGUAGGAAUAAUGAGACGAGGCGAGAUAAAUGUUAAUAUGAAUGAAAGCAUAUUAAGGCUGCAGGGAGCUGUUUCAGAUACAGAAAUUGUCGAAUAUCGAUUGAACAGAUCAGAAGAUGCAUUUCAAGAGUUGAAUAAAAAAUCAGCUGCUCUUAAGAAAAUUCUUAGUCGAAUUCCAGAUGAAAUUACAGACCGCAAAACAUUCCUAGAAACCAUAAAGGAGAUAGCAAGUGCCAUAAAAAAGUUAUUAGAUGCUGUUAAUGAAGUUAGUGGUUUCAUUCCAGGAACAACUGGAAAACAAGCCUUGGAACAAAGAAAAAGGGAAUUUGUAAAAUAUUCAAAAAGGUUCAGCAAUACCUUGAAAGAAUAUUUUAAGGAAGGGCAGGCUAAUGCAGUUUUUAUUAGUGCAUUAUACCUAAUCCAUCAAACAAACAUGAUUAUUGCCACCGUCAAGAGUAAAUGUGAAUAAGGUAUAGUAUUAGUUAAGUAGCAUUAUUAAUGUAAAAAAAGGGUUAUAUGGAGAUUAAAAUAUACAUAUAUAUUUUAAAAAACAUCCUACACAAAGUCAGAAAAAUAAGUGCA